Schistocerca serialis cubense is the source of this 2939-nucleotide messenger RNA. RefSeq names its product heterogeneous nuclear ribonucleoprotein A1, A2/B1 homolog. Lineage: Eukaryota; Metazoa; Arthropoda; Insecta; Orthoptera; Acrididae. The transcript has 7 exons. The coding region runs from base 869 to 1900 and encodes 343 amino acids. The record is from RefSeq and is a predicted model, not a curated record. Gene Ontology annotation, molecular function: RNA binding.
GUAACGAGUAUUUAAAAGAAAGUCAGAAAUUAAGUGUGAUUUUCCUUUUUGUGAGCAAUAAAAUACUUUUUAAAAAAUCAAAUUUGUCAUUUCAUUGUUUUUCGGGCACUUUCGUCCAAACUCCAAAAUAUAACUGUACUAAGACUUAUAUGCUGGGUUCGUUGUGUGAGCAGAUUGGUGAUAAAUUCAUCUUGAUAACCGAGACCGAUGUUUGUGCUAUUAUUUAUUAUUGAAGCCGAAAACUUUAAGCGUUCUGUAAAUACACACCCAAAAAUUCCUGUACAACAGUGUAGUGAGCAAUUGAAUGAUAUUCCAGGAUUUUGUGGAUAUAUUAUGUAGCGACGUUGGUUAUCAUCGGUUAUCGCGCAUUGACAACCCGGUGAGUGUUUUUCCCCGAUAAUCUGUUUAUGCUGCAGCAAAUGGCUGUUUCAUUGAACAGUAUGUCAAUUUUCUGGUUUUGUCCGUGGUAGCAUCAUUCGCCACUAUAAGACAUUAUAGCAGUUGAUUUGUCACUGGACUUUCUUGGGUCUUAAGGAACGGCAAAAAAUUAACAAAUUGUUACUUUUAAACCAGGCAUGUGAUUCAUAAUCGUUGAAUUGAUGUGUGAAAUUAUAUUACUACGUUCGUAUCCGGUUCAAAGUCUUAUAUUUGAAAGAUAGAUUUAUUCAGUCAUGUUUAAAGUAUACAUCGUACUUGUCAAAAUAUAAUCGAAUUAACUGCAUUGCACAGUUUGUAUUGAAAAAUUAAUUCUGAAGACUUUAGUGGAGUUAAAUAUUAAAACGACUAGAGACGUGUUAGUUCCGGAGUCAUCGGCAGCCAUUUUAUGUUGGAUAUGUUCGUCGUUUAGUUGCGAGUUGAGGUCAGGAAGAUGGUGAAGUCUGAGGACAACAGAAGCGAACCUGAACAUGUUCGGAAAUUAUUCAUCGGUGGGUUGGAUUAUAGAACCACCGACGAUUCGUUGAAAAAACAUUUUGAACAAUGGGGGGAAAUUGUGGAUGUGGUUGUCAUGAAAGAUCCUCAGACCAGGAGGUCAAGAGGUUUUGGCUUUAUUACAUAUUCUCGGGCGCACAUGGUUGAUGAUGCACAGGCGGCUAGGCCACACAAGGUAGACGGACGAGUGGUUGAACCUAAACGCGCCGUGCCCCGUACGGAAAUUGGCAGACCAGAGGCGGGCAUGACAGUGAAGAAGCUUUUUGUGGGAGGCAUAAAAGAGGAAAUGGAAGAAGAAGACUUGAAAGAUUAUUUCUCUACGUUUGGAUCUGUUACAUCUGUUGCUAUUGUUGUUGAUAAAGAUACACGUAAAAAAAGGGGGUUUGCAUUUGUGGAAUUUGAUGACUACGACCCAGUUGACAAAAUAUGUUUGUCACGAAAUCACCAGAUCCGCGGUAAACACAUUGAUGUGAAAAAGGCAUUGAGCCGUGCAGAGAUGGCUGCAAUGGGAGGUCCAGGUGGAAUGGGUCGUGGUGGAAAAGGUGGUUUGGGUGGCAGAAGCGGGGGUAUGGGAGGUGGAAUGGGUGGAGGUUGGGGAGGGAGAGAUGGAGAUUGGGCUGAUGAUGGCUUUGGUGGCGGUGGUGGAGGACGAUGGGGAGGUGAUGAUAUGUGGGACCAGCCCAGAGGAGGUGGUGGAAGUUGGGGAAGUGGCAGUGGGUAUGGUGGAGGGGGUGGUGGUGGAAAUUGGGGGGAUGGUGAUAGAUUUGGUGGUGGCUAUCAGCAAGGUUAUGGAGGUGGUCCUAUGAGGGGAGGUGGUGGUGGUGGUGGUUAUGGUGGGGGCGGUGGUGGUUAUGGUGGGGGUGGUGGUAGCGGCAGUGGCAGACCUGGUCCAUAUUCCAGUGAACGUUACCGUGGAGGGGGAUAUGGUUCCGGUGGUAGUGGUUAUGGUGGUGGAUCAAGACGCUAUUAACUACCAUUCUGCAUUUGACACACGCACACAGGAGUACAUAUCAGGUUCUGCAUAGGGCUAGCAGAGAGAGAGACAGACAGACAGACAGAGACUGGGGUGUACAGUCAUUCAGGCUAGCAGUAACGGGCAGACAGGCCGUCAAAGAGCAGGGACAGUGUACUCACAGGACUUCAGUGCAGUUCUACGUAGUUAGCUGAAAGCCAGUAUUGGAGAAUUCAGGUUACUUCGUGCCAGUUUUAUUUAUACAGCUAGUCCUAUCUGUGAUAGUAAUUUUAAGUAUCUUUUUUCCCUUGUACAAGAAAGUUAAUGCUAUUCAUCAAAAUAUAUACAUGUUAGACAUUUCAGAAGCAAUUGCUUUCCACCGUAUUUCCGUUAAGUGACCAAUGAUUGUUGGUGUAGUUAGGUGAUUGAAGUAAAUGUAGUAGUUUCUUUGAUAAGCCAAAGCAAGAGAGAGAGAGAGCAAUAGUAACAGUUGUUUUCAGUUUACUGUUUCAGAAUAAGUUAGAGAUUAUAGAUUCCCCCUGUUAAUGUAAAAUAAUGACCAUGGUGGUUUUAUUUACAUAUGCAUUAGGAGUAAGAAGUAACAGGCUGAAUUCUGUAAUAUGUCAAGUCAGCAGCUGGAUGCAAAAUAUUAUGGGAUUUUCUGCAGAGUAUUUUGCAGAAGGCUAUUUUGUAGGAUCCUGUAAGCGGUUGGAUAUGUUGGGUGGGCAACUUUGUAGAAUAAGUUUAACCAGGACAACAUAAUUCAAUUAUUUUGUUGUGAAUUACCUGAUUUAAUUGAUUUGUUUUUGUUUUUUUGUGCACCUUUUCCCUUUUCCUGUUCUUGCUAAUUACCUCACAUUUUGAUCUUUUGAAGAUUGUCAUGUGAGCUACAGCUACUCAUCCUACCUGUUUAAAUAUUUAAAGUUCAAUUUGUGUGACUCAGAAUUAAUUGAGGUUUGCUUUAAUAUGAAUUUGACAAUUUAGUUUGUAAGUGUUAAUUAUGUAUAGAGGAAUCAUUCCAAAUUUUGUUGUGAAAAUAAAAAAGAAAUUGAAACCA